UUUGACCCGGCUCUAGUUUACCUGGAUUGUUUGUGUACAAAGUUCCAAAGUUCCAACAGAACCAUUGUAGUUGCGCUCUUAUCCUGUGAAUAGGACUAAGAAAACCACUUGGAGACUUUCUGUUAAUACCCGAACAAAGGUUUGAAAUCAUUGAAAGCUGUCUUUUAUGCGGAAGACUUGCAGAAGUUUCAAUAUCCAGGAGUAUUUUCUUGAGAUAUGUGGCAUUGUUCUUACCACGUGCACCUGUGCUAUUUGUGCACGCUUGUUCUAGCGUUCUUCGGCUACAGUUGUAAUGGUAGGAUCUCGUGCCUCGAUGGUGAAGGGGCUCCUGUGGACUGGUUCAUAAUUUACAAGCUACCAGCCCUACCUGACCACAAGGACCCCCAUGUGCAGAAAGGGCGGGGCCACCUGUACAUGGAUGCGCGGGUGGGGGAGUGGGUGUUACCUGGGACAGAGGUGGGCAGCAGAACAGGUGCGCUGGGACACACCCUCCAACAGAUGUACGACAAUGUCAACAGGAUGAGGCAGGAACAAGGUGCCUACUUUGCAUACAAUGACCAGUGGCCUGAUGGACAGUUGCAUAAGAACAAAGGACAUGCCAAAGGUUCUAUCUUGUUUGACAAGGAAGGAGGGUUCUGGUUGGUGCACAGUCUACCCAGAUUCCCAAACUGGCUGGAAGAGUCAUACACCUGGCCCGUGGGAGACUUCUCCACAAAGUAUGCGCACAUCUUCAUGUGUGUCACAUUUGAACACAACGCCUUUAGAAUGAUCGGAAAGCUUCUCAUGUACAUGGAGCCUGCAAUCUAUGACGCAAGUCUCCCAGCAUCCUUACAGGAGGACAACCCUUACUUCUCCCCGGCUAUGGAUGGGAUUGGGCCUGCCGUGCCACCAUGGAACAAGAAGGCACCUCUGCUGUCAAGAGGAGGGGUCGAUGUUCUCAGUUUCACCAAGUCAAGCAACUACACAGAAGAGAUGUACAAGGCAUUUGUGGGGAAACAUUUGGACUCUGACCUGGCUGUACAGUCCUGGAGGACAUCAAAGGACAGCAUACCCAACUGCUGCUGGAAACCAAAGGUAAAGAAUGUGAAGAAACUGAAGCUCCCUUAUGAUGUGGAGUUUGCAUCCAGCAAGGACAAGUCCAAGUGGGCAGUAACUACGGGGGGCAAGAGCAAGUGGACCUGUAUCGGCGACUUGGACAGACAGGAGCGCGAGAUGAAGCGAGGAGGUGGAACGCUGUGUCUGAAGGUUCCAGGUGUCUGGCAGGCUUUUACUUCUGCAGUAGCAGACACAGAGAAGUGCAAAAAAACUAUCGACAAAAAGACGGAAUUGUGACAACAGUAGAAGCCAUCAGAACAAAGCCUCUACGAAGACUGAUAUAAAAUGAUUUGUCAUUUCUUUCAAUAAAUUGUUGGGUGGCCGUCUACUUACCUACAUAACACAAUCUUCCCACUGUCAGGGUCUCCUCCAAAAGAGCUCCUGGCCAUUCAUCUCCAGCUCUAGAGAACCAUUCACUUAAAACUCCAGAUUCUUUACCACUAUGACAGUCAGUCCAAUAAGGGAUCAGGAUUCCAUCACUAUGUGAACCAGUUAUCAUAGCCCCAACAUCAUGGCAUCAAACAGUUCUCAGUCCGACAAUAAUUGGCCCAUGUUAGUACAUAUGCAUUAAUCAAGAUUAGAGUUUUUUCAAUUCUCCUGAUUUAGAGGUGUUGGGUAUCAAGCUCCUGGCGACCUGACUAAUGAAGGGCUAGGCAGGGUAGGCUUCACUGCUGGAGAACCAAACGUUUUCACUGGCUCUUUUCUUCUCAACUCUUCAUGUAGGGAUGACUUCUGGAUGAUAUCUGUACUGUCAUUUCCCAAAACCAUUGACUAACACAAAUGUAUAUCAUAAAUUGGACUUCCCCCUAGAUUCAAUGAGGCACAGAAUGACUGUUGAGUAACGGAAUACAUUGAACUCUGGUAUAUUUUUUACAAUACAAAACUCUACAUAUGUACAAACUAUAUCAUUAGUCUAGUUUAUCUAGCAUUGUUACAGAGAAGGCAGUUUAUCAAUGUUAUGAAAAAAAAACAAUCAUAAUGCUGGAGGAUGUAAGGCUUUGAUACAAAGACAAAAGUUCCUCCAAAUGUAUGUUUACUCUGAUAUGUUAUCAACUGUAGAACAAUGUCAUUUCUUUCACUAGACACAGACUUGACACUAGUAAAGCCUGAGGAUAGGAAAGACAUAACUAUUGUUUCAUUUGGUGUAGUUGCUCGCGUGCCAACUGUAAUAAAUCUGUUGUUGUACCUUAAAACAA
This is a messenger RNA of Branchiostoma floridae (Florida lancelet), 2291 nucleotides long. RefSeq names its product plancitoxin-1-like. The record is from RefSeq and is a predicted model, not a curated record. The coding region runs from base 217 to 1332 and encodes 371 amino acids. Gene Ontology annotation, biological process: apoptotic DNA fragmentation. NCBI's taxonomy places the organism in Eukaryota, Metazoa, Chordata, Leptocardii, Amphioxiformes, Branchiostomatidae. The transcript is spliced from 8 exons. Gene Ontology annotation, molecular function: deoxyribonuclease II activity.